Molecule: messenger RNA, 720 nt
Organism: Morchella importuna
Lineage: Eukaryota; Fungi; Ascomycota; Pezizomycetes; Pezizales; Morchellaceae
Exons: 1
Coding region: 1-720 (239 amino acids)
Biological process (GO): protein phosphorylation
Cellular component (GO): cytosol; nucleus; EKC/KEOPS complex
Molecular function (GO): ATP binding; protein serine/threonine kinase activity
Source: RefSeq, a predicted model, not a curated record
AUGACAGCCCCACCCCCCGACCCGUCCGAUGCCACUCCAAAAACACUAAUAUCCCAAGGCGCCGAAGCACUCGUCUACCGCACGACCUUCCUCGUCCCCACGCUCCCCGCACUACUCAAGCACCGCCCCCGCAAGACCUACCGCCACCCAACGCUCGACGCACGCCUAACCAAGCACCGAGUCCUCUCCGAAGCCCGCCUCCUCGUCCGCGCGCGCGGCCUCGGCAUCCCCGUGCCGGCGGUCUACUUCGUCGACGAGGCGAAUGGCUCCAUCUUCAUGGAGUGGAUCGACGGGUCCAGUGUUCGGCAGGUGCUGGAUGCGAUCCUGGCAUCGCCGGGGGGCGAGGGCAAGGUGGACGCCAUGAUGGUUCGUGUGGGAGAGGCCGUCGGGAGACUGCAUAAGGCGGAUAUUGUCCAUGGGGACUUGACGACCAGUAACCUGAUGGUCCGGAAGGUUGGGGGGGUGGAAGAGCAGGAGGGCGGCGCGGGCGAGGUUGUGUUGAUUGAUUUUGGGCUGGGCCAGGUCAGCACGCAGGAGGAGGAUAAGGCCGUGGAUCUGUAUGUGCUGGAGAGGGCGUUCAGUAGUACGCAUCCGAAGGCGGAGAAGCUGUUUGAGGAUGUGUUGAGCGCUUAUGGGAGGAGCUGGAAGGGGGGGAAGACGGUGCUGAGGAGGCUGCAGGAUGUGAGGAUGAGGGGGAGGAAGAGGAGUAUGCUGGGGUAG